Messenger RNA from Penicillium soppii, 324 nucleotides. RefSeq lists its product as uncharacterized. The coding region runs from base 1 to 324 and encodes 107 amino acids. Lineage: Eukaryota; Fungi; Ascomycota; Eurotiomycetes; Eurotiales; Aspergillaceae. The transcript is spliced from 2 exons. The record is from RefSeq and is a predicted model, not a curated record.
AUGCCUCCCGGGAAAGAGUACAUGGCGGAAGGGACAACUUGUAGUUGGGUGGAUUGGAUCAAGACCUGGAGCGACAUAACUGGCGUGCCUGCAUCUUAUCGACAGAUCACUCCCGACGAAAUGAUUGAAUUGACUCCCGAUCGAGACUGUGGCAUCGAGGUAGCAUACAUGUUCUCUUAUAGUACGGACCCUGGAUACGAUGGAGGUAGAGCUCUUCUCACUGCCGCGGACAUUCGCAAGGCAAACUGGUAUCGACUGCCCGAUGACGAGUUGGAAAGAGUGGGCAAGCCGCCAAGAUUGGUCCGUCGUGUUAAACAAGGGUAG